CAAAAAUCAUUACAAUCCUGUCUGACUGAAUGUAAUCAGGUACUGGGAACAGUAAUUAAAGGAAAGAACUGGAAUAAAUGUGAUUAUACUAGGAUAAUACCUUAAACUAUAACAAAAUCUGUAGUUGAAGAGACAAUUGUAUGUAUAUAUACUGGAUGAUUCAAUUUAUAUGGAAAUUCUAUAACAUAUGAACAAAGAGGAAAGCAGCAGUGGACCUCAAGAUUUCUUCUGAAUAGGAUUUCAAAUGAUGCUUUUCAUGGAGGUGGUUGUAAGAUGACAUACAAGUAACUGAAAAUCACAAGCCGAAAAAUCUUCAACAAUGAAUCAUCAUGCUCCAGCCCCAACUAAACAACAUUAUACAGCCUUCCAUACAGAUGAUGAUAUUCAAGGGGCCGUAACUCAAUUCUUGGAAGAUGAAUCUCAUGUACUUCAAGGAAAAACCAUACAUGAAGGCAUCGGUGAGAUUUCACAAUGGCUAGGAGGCAUGAUACAGCAAGAAAGAGAAGGCUGGGCUUAUAAAAUCAAAAUGUCUAUGCAAGAAAUAGAAAAUCAUCGUAGGGAAGCUCUCAAAGUACAAAGUGUAAUUCAAGAUUGUGGUCGGCAACUUCAUCUUAUAUCUGAAUGCUGUAACAUGGAUACUAAAACUCUGGCAGAUAUUGAACAGGAAGAGGCGAAAAAGGCCCUGCCAAUGUAUAUAGAGUGUGUAACUGACCUCAUUAAUUCAUUAGUCGAGGACCGUCUGGAAUGUCUUCAAGUCUUACAUAUAAAAUAUAAUGAUGGGUCGUCCAUCUGCAAGAUGUUGAAAUCGUAUCUACAAGAAACUCAAGUGAAUGCUGACAACACUAUAAUUGAUCUGACAAUGAGAAUGGAAGCACUGGAACAAAAAAAUAAAGAACUGACCAGUGAGGUUCGGAAACUUCAGAAGCAGGUCAAUAACAAGCAGCAAGAUCUGGAUAGAUUAACAAACAUUUUACAAUCUGUCACUGAGGAAAAAAUACUAGGCAAAAAAGGCGGGAAACAUAAUGGCUAUUCUGAGUCAAUGUUUCCAAGUAUUUAUGACCGUGCAAGUUCACCAAACUCGAUUAGAAGUUAUGCUUCAUCAAGAGAUGAUAAGGACAUUAAAAUAACCAAAGAGAAACUGAAAAAAAUCAAACAUAGUGCCAAAAAGUUAGAAAAUUCUUUACAAGAUGCUUUAUCACAAAUUGAUCAGUUCCGUAAAGGUUCCGAAUCAACAAUGAAAUACAGUCAUGCAUCAAUGAUUGCACAUAAUAUGAAAAUACGGCCACUUCUUGCAAGGACAGCAAGUUCUUCUGAUACAGAGUCAAUGAGAGAUGGAAACACUACAACUCGUCGACAACUUCCACAACCACCGAUUCAAACUAACGACAAUCAAGAAUUAGAGGUCAGUGCACAUACAAACGUCCUUCAAACACCCGGAAAAGAGGGUGGCAAAGAAAAUGAAAGACCACCUCCAGCAUUGAAAUCAAAACAGCCAUCAAAAAGCAAACGAAGAUAUCAAGAUAGUAAUGUAUCUAGAGGAAGUGGUGAUGGUUCAGUACAACUCAGGGGAGACAAGACCAACACCAGCCACUCAUGCACCUUCCGAACAUUGGUUCGAUCGCUGGACGAAAUAAGAACCAGAAAGUCAUAUAAAAAAGGUGGGAAAGUUUCUAAAUGCUUACGUUGCCAAAAAUUGUUUACUCUGAAUGACAAUCAUAAAAAAGCCUGUCGAUAUCACUCACGCAAUAAAGAGAGACGUGAAGAGUAUACAAACAAAGGGAAGUUAUCCAGGGUGAACUAUGUAUGGCAGUGUUGCCAUCAAGGGGGAGAUAACCCAGGUUGUUGCUAUGGACACCAUUUAUAAAAAUGGACACAUUAGCAAUUUCAAACAAUUGAAUGCAAACUUUAAAAAGGGAUGCAAAUUAAACAUUUUAUACAUUCUUUGCAACCUCCUGAAAUUGACAAGAAUGAUCCAAGGUUGACAUUUUUUAGUUUCACUCAUUCUUUUGCAAUUUCAUCUGAAUGUUAUUGUAAACACCUAUUGCAAUCAUUACCUAGAAAAUCUGUUUGUUGGUUAUGGGCAUAAAAUAGCAGUCAUUAAACAAAAAUAAUUAGAAAACUAUAAGGUAAAUUAUGAUUUAGAUUUCUGGCAGUUUGAACCCUAUGUUAGACACUUAUUAUUUAUUAGGAUUACUAGUUUCCUUCCAAUAAUUGGUGCUUCUCUGUAAGUACUUCAAAGUUAACUUCACAUAUGGAAAUUAGAUGCAAUGACAAUAGCCAAGCUUACUGGCAGUGGCUUUUAACAGUAAAUAUGCAAGCAAUCAAUUGGUUGUUUCUAGAAACUGAUUAUUCAUAAAAAAAAACUAAGACUAUAUUACAAUACAUGACAAUUCUUUUAUAUUAUUUUCAAAAUAUCUUUCAAUAAAUCUGUACUCAAACUAAGAGAGCACUUUACAAACGGAGUGAAUUAAUAUCCACCAUUUUAAUAUCAGAUCAUACAAAUAUUAGGUGGUAUUAAUAUAAUGUAAAUUAACUGGAUUUAAUUUAUAAUGACAAAAGAAUUUAUUUAACAUCAUUGAGGUAAACAAUAAUACAAACAUAUCUAAGUUCA
This is a messenger RNA of Mytilus trossulus (common blue mussel), 2611 nucleotides long. RefSeq lists its product as uncharacterized. The coding region runs from base 320 to 1864 and encodes 514 amino acids. The transcript has 3 exons. The record is from RefSeq and is a predicted model, not a curated record. NCBI's taxonomy places the organism in Eukaryota, Metazoa, Mollusca, Bivalvia, Mytilida, Mytilidae.